This is a messenger RNA of Dicrocoelium dendriticum, 2271 nucleotides long. Lineage: Eukaryota; Metazoa; Platyhelminthes; Trematoda; Plagiorchiida; Dicrocoeliidae. The record is from the annotation of a GenBank genome assembly.
UUAUACCCGUGAAUUCCCCGGUCCCUUUAACUUUUUGUCCUUCUAUGACAGCAAUUGCUCCGAACACCUACCAGAAUCUAUUCACCGGACAAUCAGAUGUGUUUCAAAAAUGCGAUGAAAACGUCGUUCUGCGACUAGCUAUGUCCAAUGCGGAUGACAAUACAGGCUUAACAUUCGUUCAGCAAGUUUGCCCCGCCGUCGUUAUCAAUCAGGAGAAUGCAAUAUCUUCUUCCGAUGGACUGACUGAAUUAAAGCCUUCUGAGUCCAUCAUUGAACGUGGGGAGCGUAGAUUUGCCUGCAUGUACUGCGCUAAGCUCUAUCACUCCGAGAGCAACCUUCAGGUCCAUCAGGACGUCGUUCACCGCGGUCUGCGACGGUUUCAAUGCGGUUUCUGUGGUAAAUCCUACGCAAAGAGUUUCCUCCUGAAAUCGCACAUCAAAAGUGUCCAUGAAAAUAUUCGUGACGUGACUUGCACUAUAUGCCAAAAGGCGUUUUCUAAGCGGUCUGUUAUGCGGCGUCACAUGAAAUCAGUGCAUGCAGAGAAGAAAGACUUCCACUGCACGCUGUGCCAAAAGCAAUUCACUGAGAAAAAGAAUUUGCAGAUGCACAUCAAUGCGUUGCAUAAAGGCCUUAGACCCCACCAAUGCGACAAUUGCUUAAAGGAGUUUGCGCGAAAAUGCGAUUUGCUUCGCCAUUCGAAUUCUGUACACCGAGAGUCCAAGCCAUAUAUGUGUCCCAUUUGUAACAAAGGUUUCCCGCAGAAGUGGUAUUUCGAGCGACACGUCGCAUCCGUCCAUAAAACCAUGCUUACUUCGCGACCGCAGUCCCAACCGCAGGAUUCGCAACAGCAACAUACACAACAAAUGCAACACAUCCAAUCGCAACAGCAACAACAACAGCAGCAACAGCCACAACAACAUUUGCAACCACAGACUCAUCAUAGCGUAAUAGCCCCGCAUCAACAUUUUACAUUUUUCCAACCUCAAGCUCAGAAUCAAACCAUGAACCUUCCCAUGGGCACAAUCAUUGCAGCGCCUGGUACCGCAACCACCGCAAUGCCUGCGGGAACCCAAGUCAUGAUGGUCGCUCCGGGUGUGAACAUGCCCAUGUCUACGUUUUUCUUUCAACCACAACAAAACAACCCAUUCGCUAACCAACCCAACGCCAUGGUCCAUCCAUCAGCGGUGUUACCCGCUGUUCCGACCACCCUAAUGCCGCCUAGCAGUGUCGCGAAUUCAACGCAGCUUAUCCAUUCAUCUUUUGGUCUUGCUCCCCUGUCUGUUAAUCACCUCAGUACGAAUCCAACACAACCCAAUCCCUCAGGAUCUCGCCCAACCAAGGAGUAUCCCUGCGCCACCUGCUCAAAAGUCUAUCCCCGACGACAGAGUUUGCAGGCCCACAUCAUCCAGGUGCAUACAGAUAAAAAGCCUUACGAAUGCCAUCUGUGCCGUAAGGGCUUUGUUCGCCGCUGGGAUUUCUAUCGGCAUGUGAACUCCGUACAUCAGGACAAUGCUACCAGCGCCAUAGAUCCGGACAAAACGGAAGAAUAUCUGGCAUGGAUGCGUGGACGACGCUCAUCAUUGGACAUUAGUUGGGAGUGCUUAAAUGCAGUGCGGCCCGAUCUUAUGCGUGUGAAGCCGGAGGAACCUUCUCAAUCGAUAUCUUCAUUAAUUCAUCAGUCACCACAGAUUCAACAACAAUCAGCACCACUUCUUCCACCGCAACAGCAACAACCUACACACUCCUCAGAAUCAGACCCACUGGACCAAUUUUCUACUCAAAGUGACUUAACUACCAUUGUUACGUCUGAUCUCAAUAGUCUGUAGUCCAGACGGCUUUUCGAUUGUCUGUGCUUUGUUCCUUUGAAAAGCAGAGUUGCCAUGUACAUAUUGCAAAGCUCCGUUGUACAUAUCCGAACUGGUCUUCAUCUCCUACCAUUUCUGACUGUCUACAUUCAUGACUUCUGCAGAGGUGUCUGUGAUGCUGCCCCAACUGACGCAGAUCGUUCGAUCCUGCUUCAAUUCACCUCGCUGCCUCUUCUUCCUCGGUUCGAUCGUCUGCGUGACCUGUUCCCCCCUGUCGUUGUCGAUCCCUCUUUCACUCAGAAUACUUUUGGGUUUCCUCAUUUAGAUACUCACACAUUUGGCCUAUUUGUAAAGAUCAAAUUCAAACUGCUCUCGUACUUAAUAUUUCUAUCAUGUGCGGAAUUCUUCUUAACUCAAGUCUAGAUGGAUUAUUGUUACAAUUACAAUAAAUACCAUUGAUCAAUUG